AUGUUAAAAUUAAGCAUUAUCAACUUUGUUCCCAAUCCACCACUACCUCCACUACUACCAUCACUGAAUUCAACCACUGAAUUGACUUCACCUGUUCCCUCCUUGAAGAGAGAAAAAACAAUGUCCAAUCUGUCCAAUCUGUCCAAUCUGUCGUCCUCGUCCUCCUCCUCCACUACAACCAACAAGUCCUCGUCUCGUCCCACCAUGGUGACGUUCUCAACGGAUAUCACAAUGCCACCAACCACUCAAAACCAUUUCAUGUCGUCGUCCUCUUCGUCGUCCUUAUCCUCAACCUCACAACGUCGAUCGAAGAGUACUACUACGACUACAACCAGUAGUACUAACAAUUUAUUUGACGGUUCGAGUGAUCUUUCUCAUCUCUUUAACUUGAAAAGACCUUUCAAAAUUCGAAUUUCGAAGAAUUCGAAAGGUUCCAUAGGUCUCUCUCUCAGUGAACAACAAGCGCUUUUGCAUUAUGGGUUUAUGGUCAUGCAACCACCACCAUCUCAACCAUCAUCUCAACCAACUCCACCAAAACAACGACAUUCACAGAAUCCUACUACCACUUCCAAUUUGAAUGUUUCUUCAAGAACAACACUCAGAAAGAGCAAAAUACAAAAACCUAGUUCCAUUCAAUUACUUGGAAAAUCGAAAUCGAAAUGUACGAGAGCGACUGUUUCGUCCAUGUGUCCUCCCAACAUGAUGAUGAAGCAAUCACAACAACACACACAACAAUAUGUAUUCCAUCACUUGCAAAAUGUUGGUGUCGGGUCUCAACAUUGCCCAAAUCAAACAGUCACCAGUCACUUUCCAAAUAUAGUUUCGACAAAUACAAACAUGGAACUGUCCAACAAAAACGAACAAUUUAUCCCGAAUUUCUCUCAAUUCUGCGCCACAACUCCAACAAUGUCUCAGGAAGAAGAGACUCGUGUGGACAACAGCUCUCAUUGUCAUCCUUCCUCCUCUCAAGAACUCAGAGUGAAGACCUCAACAAUAAUUCCAAACAUCACCACCACAACAAGACCAACCAAGAAAGGAAGAACUUCCAUCUCAAUUCGUGAGUUAUUGAACUAA
Naegleria fowleri is the source of this 1074-nucleotide messenger RNA. RefSeq lists its product as uncharacterized. Lineage: Eukaryota; Heterolobosea; Eutetramitea; Acrasida; Naegleriidae. The transcript has a single exon. The record is from RefSeq and is a predicted model, not a curated record. Bases 1 to 1074 code for a protein of 357 amino acids.